Messenger RNA from Myotis daubentonii (Daubenton's bat), 6952 nucleotides. RefSeq names its product mediator complex subunit 1 (gene MED1). Lineage: Eukaryota; Metazoa; Chordata; Mammalia; Chiroptera; Vespertilionidae. The record is from RefSeq and is a predicted model, not a curated record. Gene Ontology annotation, biological process: cellular response to thyroid hormone stimulus; regulation of transcription by RNA polymerase II. Gene Ontology annotation, cellular component: mediator complex. Gene Ontology annotation, molecular function: transcription coregulator activity; nuclear thyroid hormone receptor binding; nuclear retinoic acid receptor binding.
AAUCUCGCGAUCUUUGGGAAGUUCCGUUGGGGAAGAUGGCGGCGGCCGGGAGCACCCUUCUCUUCCUGCCGCCAGGGACUUCAGACUGAGCCUUCUCGGGAAGAGUGGGGACUGCAGGUGCCCCGCGUCCUGGGAGCCCCAGCCCACUUGAUCCCCCCGAUAGUCGUGGGGAAGAGCUGGUCCAGUUGUGUAGGACUCAGGCCUUCCCCACUGUCAGGAUGAAGGCUCAGGGGGAAACCGAGGAGUCGGAAAAGCUGAGUAAGAUGAGUUCUCUCUUGGAACGGCUCCAUGCAAAAUUUAACCAAAAUAGGCCUUGGAGUGAAACCAUUAAGCUUGUGCGUCAAGUCAUGGUGAGGAUUGUGGAGAAGAGGGUUGUGAUGAGUUCUGGAGGGCACCAACAUUUGGUCAGCUGUUUGGAGACACUGCAAAAAGCUCUCAAAGUAACAUCUUUACCCGCAAUGACUGAUCGUUUGGAGUCUAUAGCAAGACAAAAUGGACUGGGCUCUCAUCUCAGUGCCAGUGGCACUGAAUGUUACAUCACGUCAGAUAUGUUCUAUGUGGAAGUGCAGUUAGAUCCUGCAGGACAGCUUUGUGAUGUAAAAGUGGCUCACCAUGGGGAGAAUCCUAUGAGCUGUCCAGAGCUUGUACAGCAGCUAAGGGAAAAAAAUUUUGAUGAAUUUUCUAAGCACCUUAAGGGUCUUGUUAAUCUUUAUAACCUUCCAGGAGACAACAAACUGAAGACUAAAAUGUACUUGGCUCUCCAAUCCUUAGAACAGGAUCUAUCUAAAAUGGCAGUCAUGUAUUGGAAAGCAACCAACGCUGGUCCCUUAGAUAAGAUUCUUCAUGGAAGUGUUGGCUAUCUCACUCCAAGAAGUGGGGGUCAUUUAAUGAAUUUGAAGUACUAUGCCUCUCCUUCUGACCUGCUGGAUGAUAAGACUACAUCUCCCAUCAUUUUGCAUGAGAAUAAUGUUCCUCGAUCUUUGGGCAUGAAUGCAUCAGUGACAAUUGAAGGAACAUCUGCUAUGUAUAAACUCCCAAUUGCACCAUUAAUUAUGGGGUCACAUCCAGUUGAUAACAAAUGGACCCCAUCUUUUUCCUCAAUCACGAGUGCCAAUAGUGUUGAUCUUCCUGCGUGUUUCUUCUUGAAAUUUCCCCAGCCAAUCCCAGUAUCUAGAGCAUUUGUUCAGAAACUUCAGAAUUGCACAGGAAUUCCAUUGUUUGAAACUCCACCAACUUAUAUACCCCUCUAUGAACUGAUCACUCAGUUUGAGCUGUCAAAGGACCCUGACCCCAUACCUUUGAAACACAACAUGCGAUUUUAUGCUGCUCUUCCAGGUCAGCAGCACUGCUAUUUCCUUAACAAGGAUGCUCCUCUUCCAGAUGGCAGAAGUCUACAGGGAACGCUUGUUAGCAAAAUCACCUUUCAGCACCCUGGCCGGGUUCCUCUUAUCCUAAAUCUAAUCAGACACCAAGUGGCCUAUAAUACCCUAAUUGGAAGCUGUGUCAAAAGAACUAUUCUGAAAGAAGAUUCUCCUGGGCUCCUUCAAUUUGAAGUGUGUCCCCUCUCAGAGUCCCGCUUCAGUGUAUCUUUUCAACACCCUGUGAAUGACUCCCUGGUGUGUGUGGUAAUGGAUGUGCAGGACUCAACACAUGUGAGCUGUAAACUCUACAAGGGGCUGUCAGAUGCACUCAUCUGCACAGAUGACUUCAUUGCCAAAGUUGUUCAAAGAUGUAUGUCCAUCCCUGUGACGAUGAGGGCUAUUCGGAGGAAGGCUGAAACCAUUCAGGCCGACACCCCAGCACUGUCCCUCAUUGCAGAGACAGUUGAAGACAUGGUGAAAAAGAACCUGCCCCCGGCUAGCAGCCCAGGGUAUGGCAUGACCACAGGCAACAACCCAAUGAGUGGUACCACUACACCAACCAACACCUUUCCGGGGGGUCCCAUUACCACCUUGUUUAAUAUGAGCAUGAGCAUCAAAGAUCGGCAUGAGUCGGUGGGCCAUGGGGAGGACUUCAGCAAGGUGUCUCAGAACCCAAUUCUUACCAGUUUGUUGCAAAUCACAGGGAACGGGGGGUCUACCAUUGGCUCGAGUCCGACCCCUCCUCAUCACACGCCGCCACCUGUCUCUUCGAUGGCCGGCAACACCAAGAAUCACCCGAUGCUCAUGAACCUUCUUAAAGAUAAUCCUGCCCAGGAUUUUUCAACCCUUUAUGGAUGCAGCCCUUUAGAAAGGCAGAACUCCUCUUCCGGCUCACCCCGGAUGGAAAUGUGUUCGGGAAGCAACAAGACAAAGAAGAAGAAGUCAUCAAGAUUACUACCUGAAAAACCCAAGCACCAGACUGAAGAUGACUUUCAGAGGGAGCUAUUUUCAAUGGAUGUUGACUCUCAGAACCCUAUCUUUGAUGUCAAUAUGACAGCUGACACGCUGGAUACACCACACAUCACUCCAGCUCCAAGCCAGUGUAGUACUCCCCCAACAACUUACCCACAACCAGUACCUCACCCCCAACCCAGUAUUCAAAGGAUGGUCCGACUAUCCAGUUCAGACAGCAUUGGCCCCGAUGUAACUGAUAUCCUUUCAGACAUUGCAGAAGAAGCCUCUAAGCUUCCCAGCAGUAGUGACGAUUGCCCGCCCAUUGGCACCCCUGUUCGAGAUUCUUCAAGCUCUGGGCAUUCUCAGAGUGCCCUCUUUGACCCUGAUGUCUUUCAAGCCAAUAAUAAUGAAAAUCCAUACACUGAUCCAGCUGACCUUAUUGCAGAUGCUGCUGGAAGCCCCAGUAGUGACUCUCCUACCAAUCAUUUUUUUCCUGACGGAGUAGAUUUCAAUCCUGAUUUGUUGAAUAGCCAGAGCCAAAGUGGUUUUGGAGAAGAAUACUUUGAUGAAAGCAGCCAAAGUGGAGAUAAUGAUGAUUUCAAAGGAUUUACAUCUCAGGCACUAAAUACUUUGGGGGUACCAAUGCUCGGAGGUGAUAAUGGGGAGACUAAGUUUAAAGGCAAUAGCCAAGCUGACACAGUUGAUUUCAGUAUUAUAGCAGUGGCUGGUAAGGCUUUGGGUUCUGCAGAUCUUAUGGAGCAUCACAGUGGUAGCCAGAGUCCUUUAUUGACCACUGGAGACUUAGGGAAAGACAAGACUCAAAAGAGAGUAAAGGAAGGCAAUGGCGCCAGCAAUAGUCUGACAGGGCCAGGAUUAGAUAGCAAACCAGGAAAGCGCAGUCGGACCCCUUCUAAUGAUGGCAAAAGCAAAGAUAAGCCUCCAAAGCGGAAGAAGGCAGACACUGAGGGAAAGUCUCCGUCUCACAGUUCUAACCGACCUUUCACCCCACCUACCAGUACAGGUGGAUCCAAAUCUCCAGGCAGUUCAGGAAGAUCUCAGACUCCCCCAGGUGUUGCCACACCACCCAUUCCCAAAAUCACUAUUCAGAUUCCUAAGGGAACCGUGAUGGUGGGCAAGCCCUCUUCUCACAGUCAGUAUACCAGCAGUGGUUCUGUGUCUUCCUCAGGCAGUAAAAGCCACCAUAGCCAUUCUUCCUCCUCUUCCUCAUCUGCUUCCAACUCAGGCAAGAUGAAAAGCAGUAAAUCAGAAGGUUCAAGUUCCAAGUUAAGUAGCAGUAUAUAUUCUAGUCAAGGGUCUUCUGGGUCUAGCCAGUCCAAAAAUUCAUCCCAGUCUGGUGGGAAGCCCGGCUCCUCUCCCAUUACCAAGCAUGGGCUGAGCAGUGGCUCUAGUGGCACCAAGAUGAAACUUCAAGGAAAGCCAUCAUCACUUAUGAAUCCUUCUUUAAGUAAACCAAACAUAUCCCCUUCUCAUUCAAGGCCACCGGGAGGCUCUGAUAAGCUUGCCUCUCCAAUGAAGUCUGUUCCUGGGACUCCCCCAUCCUCUAAAGCCAAGUCCCCUAUCAGUUCAGGUUCUAGUGGUUCUCAUAUGUCUGGAACUGGUUCAAGCACUGGCAUGAAGUCUUCUUCAGGGUUAGGAUCCUCAGGCUCUUUGAAAACUCCCCCAUCAUCUAAUUCUUGUACAGCAUCUUCUUCUUCCUUUUCCUCAAGUGGCUCUUCCAUGUCAUCCUCUCAGAACCAGCAUGGGAGUUCCAAAGGGAAAUCUCCCAGCAGAAAUAAGAAGCCGUCCUUAACAGCUGUCAUAGAUAAACUGAAGCAUGGGGUUGUCACCAGUGGCCCUGGAGGUGAAGACCCAAUGGAUGGCCAGGUGGGGGUGAGCACAAAUUCUAGCCAUCCUAUGUCCUCCAAACAUAACAUGUCAGGAGGAGAGUUUCAGGGCAAGCGUGAGAAAAGUGAUAAAGAUAAAUCAAAGAUUUCCACUUCGGGGGGCUCAGUGGAUUCAUCUAAGAAGACUUCAGAGUCAAAAAAUGUGGGGAGCACAGGUGUGGCAAAAAUUAUCAUCAGCAAGCAUGAUGGGGGUUCCCCUAGCAUUAAAGCCAAAGUGACUUUGCAGAAACCUGGGGAAAGUAGUGGAGAAGGGCUCAGGCCUCAGAUGGCCUCUUCCAAAAAUUAUGGCUCUCCACUCAUCAGUGGUUCCACUCCAAAGCAUGAGCGUGGCUCUCCCAGCCAUAGUAAAUCACCAGCAUAUACCCCUCAGAAUCUGGAUAGUGAAAGUGAGUCAGGUUCCUCCAUAGCGGAGAAAUCUUAUCAGAACAGUCCCUGCUCAGAUGAUGGUAUCCGACCACUUCCAGAGUACAGCACAGAGAAGCAUAAGAAGCACAAAAAAGAAAAGAAGAAAGUAAAAGACAAAGACCGGGACCGGGACCGGGAUCGGGACAAAGAGCGAGACAAGAAAAAAUCUCACAGCAUCAAGCCAGAGAGUUGGUCUAAAUCACCCAUCUCUUCAGACCAGUCCUUGUCGAUGACAAGCAACACAAUCUUAUCUACCGAUAGGCCCUCAAGGCUCAGCCCUGACUUUAUGAUUGGGGAGGAAGAUGAUGACCUUAUGGAUGUGGCCCUGAUUGGCAAUUAGGAACCUUACUUUUUAAGACAAAAAAUAUGGCCAGAGCAAAACUAACAAAAGUUUAUAGGCAAACCACCAUCGGGGUGAGUCGGACAGGUGGUGUUUAAGAAUGUUAAAUGUCCUUGAUACUGAGCUGGGUGAAUUUAGAAAAGCAUAGCCAGACCCUACUAAAAGAGACCAUGGGUUUGAUUAUUAAAAAUCACUGUUCCUUUGCCAGAAAAAAAAAGUUAAAAUACUUGCUUAUAAAAGGGAGUGGGUGGGUGGGGAUUAGGAAAAGGGAAGGGCGGAAAACAGUUUUGUGGGAAAUAUUCAUAUAUAUUUUUUCUCCCUUUUUCCAUUUUUAGGCCAUGUUUUAAACCCAAUUUUAGUGCAUGUAUGUGAAGGGCUGGGCAGAAAGUGAAAAAGCAAUACAUCCCUUGAUGCAUUUGCAUGAAGGUGUUCACCUUUGGGUAGUUGUCCAUUAGAGAUAUGGGCAAAUGAAGGACUAUGGUUACUUUGGACACUUAAGUAAUGUUUUGUGUCUGUUUCUUAGGAGUAUUUUGGGGGAGGGAAGGUAAUUUUAGCUAUUUAUUUGUAAUAUUUUAACCCUUUAUCUGUUUUUAUACAGUAUUCCUUUCUAAUUCUAUGAGGUUCAGGGUUCAAAAUGAUAGGAGGUAGAGAAGAGCAAGGCUUAUUUGGUUGUAGGGAGCUUGUAGCUUUGCUGGUACUGUAGCAUGAAGCCCAAGCAAAUUAGAGCCCAUCUUUGAAGUUGAGAAAAACCAAAAUGGUAUUUUUUGUUUUAGGAGGUUUUUCUUGGGAUUCAGGCAUCAUAGGAAUAUUAGGAGUUACCUCCCUGUGGAUGUAUUGAUUUAUAGUCUCUCCUUUACAAAAAAAGCUGGGCUGGCUUUUUGGGUUGUAAACAUGUUUUCAGAUGCAGUAAGGUUUAAUGUGGGACAGCUUCCCUGACCCAGUGGCAUGAAAACCAUUGCAGAAUUAAUAGUUCUCCUAUUUCCACAAUGUGCCAAAAGUCUACACCCCAGCAUUUUGUUUGUAGGAGAACAGAUGCCAUUCCUGAGAGCUGGGCUCCUUUCUCACAAGGAGUCCAGACUUGAAUCACUCAUGCUCCCUUAGAUAAAACAGUAAAAAAAAUGUGCAGCCAUAGUUCACUUAAAACAAUUUCAAGCUCACUUGAAGUAAGGGAGCCUGGAAUGCUAGGUGGGCAUGAAGAUAAACCCUUGCUACUGUGUAGCAACACAAUUGGACCUUUUUGGAGGAAUAGGUCUGAGUCUGGAUUCUGGGGGACAUCAAUAAGAAGCCCUUCUCAUAAAUAUAAAAAUCCAGGAGACCAUUUGAGUGCAACACAAGUUCUCAGUAUUUGGAGGGUCCUCUCAAAAUUCUGCGGCCUUACUUUGAUUUUUGACACCUGCACUGUGCCAUUCCUGAUGAUUCCAUUCAGGACCUGUAUCAGCAGGACGGGGCAUGGUCCCCAGCACAACUCUUCUGGAUUAAAAAAAGAAAAGCCAGGUGAUUUAUUUAUGUAUGUGUGUGAUAAAUGGAGUGACUUCAUCAGAUAUUGAAGAAGAUUUCUAUAUUCAGCUCUUUCUGCAGGUUGGAGUUAGCAUAGAGUUGGAAAAUCAGCUUUGGCUUCUUUCCUGACUGUCUCUGAUUUCCUCUAGUGUUCUCCCUUUUCUGGUCAUCAGCUCUCAACAACUCUGCCACUUUUGUGUCCCAAGGUAAUAAGAAGUAGGAAACGAAACAUUGCAAAGUGGAGCAAGAAAAGUUAUCCGUUACCGUAUCAGUCAAAUGUCUUGGGUGACACUAAGGAGGACAUGGGCAAGGUGAUACCAGAGUGCUUUAUCUUGUGAUGCUGAUACAGUAGCAGCCUCUCAGACAUACAACCAGGUUGGAUUUCUCACAAGUUUCUCACCUAGUUUUGAAUCCUGUCCCAUUGGUUUCUGCAGGAAAACAAAAAAGUUAUAUGGUAUUUUUGUUCUGGGUGGGGAAGAUCUUAUGGGGAA